Ipomoea nil (Japanese morning glory) is the source of this 1159-nucleotide messenger RNA. Its product is annotated as exosome complex exonuclease RRP46 homolog. Lineage: Eukaryota; Viridiplantae; Streptophyta; Magnoliopsida; Solanales; Convolvulaceae. Gene Ontology annotation, cellular component: nuclear exosome (RNase complex); nucleolus; cytoplasmic exosome (RNase complex). The transcript has 8 exons. The record is from RefSeq and is a predicted model, not a curated record. Gene Ontology annotation, biological process: U4 snRNA 3'-end processing; rRNA catabolic process; nuclear mRNA surveillance. Bases 130 to 846 code for a protein of 238 amino acids.
UUUUUAUUUUUCUCUUUUGUUUAAACUCUUCCCUCCUGUCCGUUGUCCAGAGCUCUGACUAAACCCUAGCUAAACCUCGAACUAUUAACACUGAAAUUCAGAGUUUCACACUUUCACUACCUUCUGGUGAUGGAGAUAGACAGAGGCGAUGGUCGAACGGCGAACCAGCUCAGGCCACUGGCUUGCUCCCGUGGCGUCCUCAACCGUGCCCAUGGCUCCGCCAGUUGGUCCCAAGGAGAGACAAAAGUUCUGGCUGCAGUUUAUGGACCCAAGGCUGGGACGAAAAAGAAUGAAAAUCCUGAAAAGGCUUGCAUCGAGGUCAUCUGGAAGCCCAAAACGGGGCAGAUUGGUAAACAGGAGAAGGAGUGUGAGAUGAUAGUGAAGAGGACUUUGCAAAGCAUUUGCCUUUUGACGGUUCAUCCAAAUACUACAACAUCUGUAAUAAUUCAGGUUGUGAAUGAUGAUGGUGCUCUUCUUCCCUGUGCAAUAAAUGCUGCGUGUGCUGCUCUUGUAGAUGCUGGAAUUCCUUUGAAGCACCUUGCUGUUGCAAUUUGUUGCUGCCUGGCAGAGAGUAAAUAUGUUGUGCUGGACCCUGACAAGUUAGAAGAGCAGAAAAUGAAAGCAUUUGUAUAUCUGGUUUUCCCAAACUCCCCGCAUUUGGCCCUCCCCAAAGAAUCGUUGCAGGCGGGAGGUGAACCUAUGGAAUGCGGGAUUAUAACAUCUGUUACGCAUGGCAAAUUGGAAGUCGAUGAUUACCUCCUGUGUCUGAAUCGAGCGCGUGCUGCCAGUGAGAAGCUAUCAGAGUAUCUGAGAAGAAGCUUGAUUGCAGUCCCAGUUGGGAAAUGAAUCUUGUAAUUAAAGCUGGUGUGGAGUUGACAGAUAGAUAAUGGAAUCUCAACGACUGCAAGAAAGAAUCUGUUGGAUUCCUUUUCUUAACUGCUGCUUAGCUUGCUGACAAACGCUAGUAGAAUAUAUGGCUGUGUGAAAGGUUUUUGAGUUAGGUUGGGUGUCGGGUGGUAUUGUAUCAUCCCAUUCGCAUAAUCUUGUUGUUACAUCAUGUUCAGAACAUGCUAGCUUGCAUUAGUCUGACUAAAUUUUCAUUUGUUCAUAAUUACAAUAUUUAUUUGAUUUUGGUUUACUUUAAAUCACUCAUUUGUAU